AUGAGUUUAAGUGUCCCCUGUUUUCUCUUGCAAGGCCCCAAAGUAAGACUCAUGAUGAUGCAAGAACAGAAAGCGGCUGUUUUCAUCCAAGCCUGGUGGCGGGGCACCCUGGUGCGCAGGACUCUGCUGCACGCGGCUCUCAGAGUGUGGAUCAUUCAACGCUGGUGGAAACAGAAGCUGGUGAAGCUGCAGGAGAAGAGGCGGCGGACGUCUCUAGAAUUCUACGCGCGGCAAGAAUGGGCAGCUGUCAAGCUACAAUCCUGGUUCCGCAUGUGGUGCAUCCGCCUUCGUUACUGCCGUUUGCUCCACGCUGUCCGCAUCAUUCAGGUCUAUUGGCGCUGGCAUAGUUGCCAUACCCGUGGCUUUAUUCAGGGCCAUUACGACCUCAAAGAAAACCAACUGAAUCUUCAACUUGAAAUCUCUUUGGGCUCGCAAGCUUGUAGAGUACAACAGUGCAUAGCCCUUCCAAUAAAGGAAUGACCAGGUCUGCUA
Delphinapterus leucas (beluga whale) is the source of this 492-nucleotide messenger RNA. Its product is annotated as IQ domain-containing protein F5-like. Gene Ontology annotation, molecular function: calmodulin binding. The record is from RefSeq and is a predicted model, not a curated record. Lineage: Eukaryota; Metazoa; Chordata; Mammalia; Artiodactyla; Monodontidae.